AGUGAACUUCUCCCGUGCUGCAGUCAGCUACUUUCUGAGCGCAACCCCUCUAUCCUUUCAGUAUGCAGACGGCUCGGAAUGGCUACUGACGCCAGCACGCUUGAGGAGCUACAUAGCGAGCUCACCUGUCCAGUGUGCCUCGAGCUCUUCCGUGAGCCGGUGAUCCUCGAGUGCGGACACCACUUCUGUCGCGUGUGCAUUACGCAGUGCUGGGAGGCCAAGUACGAUGAACACCCGACCUGCCCGAAGUGCCGAAAGACAUGCGCUCCGAAGCUGCGCCCCAACUCGCUUCUGUGUAACGUCGUGGACAGCGUGAGGAGAGCUCGAGCCAUGGAUGGGAAACCCGGAGACCAGGAGAGCUCACAGGAGGAUCCUGAAGAACGGCAACGGGAGGGCAAUAUGCCCAGCUCCGGGUUCAGUUUCACCGAUUUCUCUCCUCGCCUCGAGUCAGACCGGUGCGAGGAGCACGAGGAGAAGUUGAAGCUAUUCUGUGAGGAUGAUCAGCUCGCGAUCUGCCUGGUGUGCGGGAUGUCCCGAGACCACAAGACGCACAAUGUCAUCCCCAUCAACGAGGCGUUCGAGAACUACAAGGACAAGCUGUCCAAAGUCCUGGAGAGAGUAAUGAUCCAGACUGAACAGGCUUCUCUCUGUCAGGUCCAGACCAACAACAAGAUCAUGCUCAUCAAGGAGCGAGCUGAGGACAUAGAGGAGCAGGUGAGUGCAGAGUUUGGACGUCUGAGGGAGUUCCUUCUCCAGGAGGAGGAGAGAGUGAAGGAGAGUCUGCGGCGGGAGAAGGAAAAUAGGCUCCACCAAUUGGAGGAGGUCCUCAAACACACCACAGAGCAAAUCGGCCAGUUAGAGCAAACUGCCGACCAGCUCCGCGUCAAACUCCGAGAGAAUGAGAACCCGGCACAACUCCAGGGAAUCAAGGAUUUUAUCGGAGGAGCGGAGAUUAUGUUUGAGCGACCCCCGGAGGUGUGUGUGGAUCUGCCGGAGGGGAGUUCCUGGGACCACUGCAGUGUGACAGCGGUGACUCUAAACCCAGACACCGCCUACCCCAGGCUGUGGGUGUCCACGUGCUGCACCCAGGUCAGUGUCGGGGACAUCCAGCCCAACCUGCCCAACAACCCUGAGCGCUUCACGCGCUACAACAUUGUCCUGGGAAGCCAAGCCCUCGCCUCAGGGCAACACUACUGGGUGGUUGAGGUGGGCACCAAGACGGCCUGGGGGCUGGGGGUGGCGGCCGCCUCGGUCAACAGGAAGGAUGAGAUUAGCCUGUGUCCCGACGACGGCUUCUGGACCCUGGUGUUAAGAGAGGGGCGGGGAGGGAGCGAGUACGAGGCCUGCACCAACCACGAGGAGAGCCUGUUGCACCCCCCUCGACCCCCCAGGAGGGUAGGGGUGUACCUUGACUACGGGAGGGGUGUGGUGGCGUUUUACGACGCAGGGGAUAUGAGUCACCUGUUCACCUUCUCCGACGCCACGUUUACAGAGGCAGUGUUCCCCUACUUCAACCCCUGGCCAGUCAUCAAAGGGAGAAACCGUGCGCCUCUUAUCAUUAUUAGCCCCGACCCGGAGGUAUGAGAGACCCGGUAAGAACGGUCAGAGAACACUGAGAACCAAAGACAAGAAAGUGGAACAAUGUAGAGAACCUGUGAGAGAAACUGCAAUGUCAUCAUCCUAUUCACUAACACUUGACUGUUGCUCACGGUUUUGUCGUUUAUGAACAUUUCCCGUAAAUAUGCUUCCAUGGAAUAUGUGGGUGUUUUGUGUUUAAAGAGAGCACAUGCCAGAGGACUCUGAAGGAAGCCACAUGGAAAAGCGAAUUGAAAAAAGCACCUUAACCAUGACAUUCUUUCCCUUACAAAUGGACAUGGCCAAAGACUGAAAUGACAAUUUCCUACUAUAUUUAUCUAAAGUGUGUAUAUAGUAAGAUAACAGUGUUUUACAGUGUAUUUUACAUUUGAAUAGCGGAGUAUAUACAUGGGCGAAUCAGAUCACGCCUCCAUUCUGCUCCUCCAGGAAGCAGGAAGCACCCCUUGGUAAGGUCUGUUGGUGUGACCAAUCAGAAUCUAUGCUUCUAGAUUGUUUUGAUCACGCAGACUGGAAAAUGUCCCCGGUCGCCUUUGAGAAUAGUAUCGACGUAUACACAUCGGUGACUGGCUUCAUCAGAAUGUGCAUUAAGGAUGUUGUUCCCACUGUGCCGAUUGGAACUUAUCCAAACCAAAACAGUGGAUAGAUGGCAGCAAUCGCACAAAACUGAAAGGCGCGAACCGCCGCAUUUAACCACGACAAGGUGACUGGGAACAUGGACGUGUAUUAAGAGACCAGCUGUGGUUGCAAUUCACUCGUUCUCCGUGGCCGAUGUGCGUAAGACACUUAAGCGUUGCCGGCCCAGGAUGCCGGCCCAGACGGCAUCCCAAGCCGCGUCCUCAGAGCACUGGCUGGAGUGUUAACGGACAUAUUACAUCUCUCCAUAUCCCAGUCUCUUGUCUCUACUCUCUUCAAGAUGUCCACCCUUGUUCCUGUACCCAAGAAAGCGAAGGUAACUGAACUGAUGAAAUGACUGUCGCCCCGGAGCACUCACUUCUGUCAUUGUGAAAUGCUUUGAGAGGCUGGGUAAGGAUCAUAUCACCUUACCCGGCACCCUAGACCCACUACAAUUCGCAUACAGCCCCAACAGGUCGAAGGACGACGCACUCGCCAUUAUACUGCAUACAGCCCUGGACGAGAGAAAUACCUAUGUAAGAAGUGUGUUCAUCGACUACAGCUCAGGCUUCAACAUCAUAAUGCCCUCCAAACUCAUUACUAAGCUCAGGGCCCUGGGUCCCCCCCGUGCAAUUGGAUCCUGGACUUCCUGACGGGCCGACCCCCAGGUGCUGAAGGAGGCUGAAGAAAUUCAGCUUGGCCCCAAAGACCCUCAAGAACUUCUACAGAUGCAUAGUACUGUACUACCCGCAACCGCAGGGCUCUCUAGAGGGUGAUGCAGACUACCCAGCACAUCACCAGGGUUCACACUGCCUGCCCUCCGGGACAUCUACAGCACCAAGUGUCACCAAGAAGGCCAAGUAGAUCAUCGGGGACCUCCGCCACCUGAGCCACAGCCUGUUCACCCCACUGCCAUCUGGAAGGUGGGGACCGUACAGGUGGAUUAAAGCUGGGACCGAGAGACUGGUAAACAGCUUUAAUCUCCAGGCCAUCAGACUGUUAAACAGUCACCAUUAGCCUUAGUCACUGUUCUUGCCAGCUACCACCCGGUACUCCACCCUGCACCUUAGAG
Molecule: messenger RNA, 3280 nt
Organism: Oncorhynchus gorbuscha (pink salmon)
Lineage: Eukaryota; Metazoa; Chordata; Actinopteri; Salmoniformes; Salmonidae
Product: E3 ubiquitin-protein ligase TRIM39-like
Exons: 7
Coding region: 79-1584 (501 amino acids)
Biological process (GO): protein ubiquitination
Molecular function (GO): ubiquitin-protein transferase activity; protein binding; zinc ion binding
Source: RefSeq, a predicted model, not a curated record